This is a messenger RNA of Elephantulus edwardii (Cape elephant shrew), 957 nucleotides long. Its product is annotated as putative olfactory receptor 51H1-like. The transcript has a single exon. Gene Ontology annotation, biological process: G protein-coupled receptor signaling pathway. The coding region runs from base 1 to 957 and encodes 318 amino acids. Lineage: Eukaryota; Metazoa; Chordata; Mammalia; Macroscelidea; Macroscelididae. The record is from RefSeq and is a predicted model, not a curated record. Gene Ontology annotation, molecular function: G protein-coupled receptor activity; olfactory receptor activity. Gene Ontology annotation, cellular component: membrane.
AUGGCAGAUUUUAACUACUCCCACUUUCAACACCUUUACUUUAUCUUAACUGGAAUUCCAGGGCUUGAGCAAAAGUAUUACUGGAUGGCAUUCCCAUUGGGAGCUAUAUAUUUCAUUGCUUUAUUUGGUAAUGGCAUCAUUAUUGCUACCAUCAAGUCUGAGUCAUCUCUGCAUAUCCCUAUGUACUACUUUCUGUGUAUGCUGGCAUUGGCGGACAUGGGACUUGCUCUCUGUACUUUACCCUCAAUGCUAGGCAUAUUUUGGUUUAACUACAAGUAUAUUGCCUUUGAUGCCUGCCUAGUUCAAAUGUACUUCAUCCACACAUUCUCUGCUAUUGAAUCAGGUGUACUGGUAGCCAUGGCCUUUGAUCGUGUUGUAGCAAUCUGGAAUCCUCUUAGAUACAGCACCAUCCUAACCAAUGGUGUUGUCUGCAAAACUGGGACUGUAAUCUUGACUCGAGCAAUCUGUGUGGUCUUUCCAGUGCCAUUUCUCAUCAAGAGGCUACCUUUCUACCGCUCCAACAUCCUCUCCCACUCCUUUUGCCUCCAUCAAGAUGUCAUGCGCCUUGCCUGUGCCAGCACCCGCGUCAACAGUCUCUAUGGACUCAUUGCUGUCAUCUUCACUAAGGGUUCUGACUCCCUUUCCAUCCUUCUCUCCUAUGUGUUUAUACUCAGAACUGUAAUGGCUAUUGCAUCAGGGGAGGGACGGCUGAAGGCACUCAACACUUGUGUUUCACAUAUUUGUGCUGUACUCAUCUUCUAUGUGCCACUCAUUGGAGUGUCUGUCAUUCACCGAUUUGGAAAGCAUCUUUCCCCACUGACUCAUGCCCUGAUGGCUAAUGCCUACCUACUUGUACCCCCUGUGCUUAACCCCAUAGUCUACACUGUGAAAACCAAAGAGAUACGAAGGAAGAUAAUUCAAAUAUUUGUUCGUACCAAGGUGACUGCAGAGGGUUAA